AUGACCGCUCGAGUGGAUUUCUCGUUGAUUGCUGCUUUGUUGUAUCUGUUUGGAUACUUGAGCAUCACUCAUGCUAUUCAAAGACGUAACACAGUGGAUGGUUUUUGUCCGGCGACGCUGACGUUUGUGCCGGCCCGUCGAGGAUGUUCUUCUGAUGAAGACUGCCCUGGAGGACACAAAUGCUGUCGAUUUGACUGUGGGCCUGUUUUGAAGCCGGGUCAGUGUCCCCUACCAGAGAUGAUUCCACUGUGUGCUGAAAGCUGUUUCCAUGAUGGCCAGUGUCCUGCCACACAGAAGUGUUGCCCAACCACUGGUGGCUUUGCAUGCAGUGAACCACGUGGACAAGGUCAGGGGCAAGGCCAGGGUCAGGGACAAGGCCAGGGAAGCGGUCAGGGACAAGGCCAGGGUCAGGGACAAGGCCAGGGAAGCGGUCAGGGACAAGGACAAGGUCUGGGACAAGGACAGGGUCAGGGACAAGGCCAGGGAAGCGGUCAGGGGCAAGGCCAGGGUCAGGGACAAGGCCAGGGUCAGGGACAAGGCCAGGGAAGUGGUCAGGGACAAGGCCAGGGUCAGGGACAAGGCCAGGGAAGUGGUCAGGGACAAGGCCAGGGUCAGGGACAAGGCCAGGGAAGUGGUCAGGGACAAGGCCAGGGUCAGGGACAAGGCCAGGGAAGCGGUCUGGGACAGGGACAAGGACAGAGUCAGGGACAAGGCCAGGGAAGCGGACAAGGACAGGGUCAGGGACAAGGCCAGGGAAGCGGUCAGGGACAAGGCCAGGGAAGCGGUCAGGGACAAGGCCAGGGAAGCGGCCAGGGACAGGGUCAGGGAAGUGGUCAGGGUCAGGGACAAGGCCAGGGAAGCGGUCAAGGACAAGGACAGGGCCAGGGUCAGGGACAAGGCCAGGGAAGCGGUCAAGGACAAGGUCAGGGGCAAGGCCAGGGUCAGGGACAAGGCCAGGGAAGUGGUCAGGGACAAGGCCAGGGUCAGGGACAAGGCCAGGGAAGCGGUCUGGGACAAGGACAAGGUCUGGGACAAGGACAGGGUCAGGGACAAGGCUCGGGAAGCAGUCAGGGUCAAGGCCAGGGACAAGGACAAGUCCAGGGAAGGUGUCGGAAGCAGAAGAGGUCAGGGAAGAAUUCAAGAGAAUAG
Carassius carassius (crucian carp) is the source of this 1149-nucleotide messenger RNA. RefSeq names its product putative per-hexamer repeat protein 5. Lineage: Eukaryota; Metazoa; Chordata; Actinopteri; Cypriniformes; Cyprinidae. The transcript is spliced from 4 exons. Gene Ontology annotation, molecular function: peptidase inhibitor activity. Bases 1 to 1149 code for a protein of 382 amino acids. Gene Ontology annotation, cellular component: extracellular region. The record is from RefSeq and is a predicted model, not a curated record.